CCUUUCUCUUCUCCUUCUUCACACACACCAUCCCCUUUGACGCUCAAAUAGGCGGCGAUGGACGGAUCCGAUACCCCAACCUCGCCGCCGCCACCACGACCUUCUCACAACCCCUUACCCUUCCGUGAGGAUUGCUGGAGCGAGGACGCCACUUUCACCCUCAUUGAGGCCUGGGGCGAUCGUUACCUCGAACUCAACCGUGGCAACCUCCGUCAGAAACACUGGCAGGAGGUCGCCGAUGCUGUUAACACUCGUCACGGUGCCAACAAGAAGGCCCGACGCACCGACGUCCAGUGCAAGAACCGGAUCGACACCUUGAAGAAGAAGUAUAAGAUCGAGAAGGGUCGGAUUCUUGCCUCUGACGGAACCCUAACCAGUAAAUGGCCUUUCUAUUACCGCCUUGAUGCUCUGAUUGGAUCUACGGUUCCUGCCAAGAAAUCUUCGCCUCCUCUGGCCCUUCCUUUGCCCUAUCGAAAAACCCCUCCUUCGCUCCCUCACGCUUCGCCGGUCCCGCUUCCGGUUAGAUCCGGUAAGGAGAAGCGCCCUUCUCCGGCCGUUGAUGAUUCGUUCUUCCGUAGGAAUAUCUCUGCGGCUGCCGCGGCGGCUGCUGCUGCUGAUGAUGACGAUGACGACGUGGAUUCGGGAUCGUCGAGAUCGAGCACGGAGAGCCGGCGUCGGGAUGGCGAGAUGAAUGGGUUUCGUCAACUGGCGCAGGCGAUUACGAGGUUUGGGGAGAUUUAUGAGAGGGUCGAAGGAACCAAGCAACGGCAGAUGAUUGAAUUGGAGAAGCAGAGGAUGCAGUUUGCCAAAGAUUUGGAGUUUCAGAGGAUGCAGCUUUUUAUGGAUACCCAGGUUCAGCUUGAGAAGAUUAAACGUGCUAAGAGAGCUUCUGGUUCUGAUAGUUACCUAUAGCCAGCCAUUCGAGAGCUUUUCAUAUUGAGUUUGGUCUUUGGAAACAUACAUUGUAGUCCAUGAAAUUUCGGCCACUUCUGCUUUGCAAACUUUUCCAUCAAAUGUUGGUACAAGUAACAAAUGGAGAAUUUUGUCUCUCUGAUGCCAAGAGUCGGAGGUGGCUUGGCUGGCACUGGAGCUUCGAGUAGAAAUGUAUAGUUACAGUAAAUAUAUGUCAUCUGGUGAAUUCUAUUUAUUUGUUUUUGGGACAAAGCUAGAAUAUUCUGAGCAGAUAAAAUUAUUAACAUUGAUCAUCA
This is a messenger RNA of Telopea speciosissima, 1208 nucleotides long. Its product is annotated as trihelix transcription factor ASIL2. The transcript is spliced from 2 exons. The coding region runs from base 58 to 912 and encodes 284 amino acids. The record is from RefSeq and is a predicted model, not a curated record. Gene Ontology annotation, cellular component: nucleus. NCBI's taxonomy places the organism in Eukaryota, Viridiplantae, Streptophyta, Magnoliopsida, Proteales, Proteaceae. Gene Ontology annotation, molecular function: transcription cis-regulatory region binding.